This is a messenger RNA of Coregonus clupeaformis (lake whitefish), 1605 nucleotides long. Its product is annotated as SLAM family member 5-like. NCBI's taxonomy places the organism in Eukaryota, Metazoa, Chordata, Actinopteri, Salmoniformes, Salmonidae. The transcript has 6 exons. Bases 50 to 904 code for a protein of 284 amino acids. The record is from RefSeq and is a predicted model, not a curated record.
GACUCUGUGUCAGAGAGGAACAGGGUCCAUUUUUAAAGUCUUGUUGAAGAUGAUACGUGUAGAACUUUUAGUUCUCUCUCUCCUAACAGUCUUACCAGUGGUGAUGGGAGAUACCAUUGGUUACCUGGGAGAGUCUGUCACCUUAUCUUCUGGAGCCAACCCAUCCUGGCACAUCACCAAGAUAACGUGGUCCAUAUACAAUAACGAUACCUGGAUUGCAACGUUCAAGGGCAAAAAUCGCAACACAGAAUGGUUCGGGCCGUUUAAGGGUCGACUGAGUAUCAACACCUCGUCUGGUGACUUGGAGAUCAGAGAUGUUAGGAGAGGGGAUGACAUGGUUUACUCUGUUCUCCUCACACACGGUCAGGGAGAGCAGCAGAUCAGUAAGGUACGGCUCACUGUGACAGAGCGUCUCAUUGAGCCUAGUGUUCGUAAGGUCUUCAGCGUUUUGAAGGACGGCUACUGCGUGAUGGCUCUUCAGUGCUCCUCUACAGUGAAGGACACCAGCUUUUCUUGGGAACCAGAGGCUUCGUUUGACGGCUCCUUCUGGAGGGGGAGUCCCAAUGCCAACAUAUCUGUUGUCUGGUCGUCUUACAGCCCCAACAGAAAUGUCACCUUCAUAUGUACUGCCAGCAAUGGGCUCACUAACGCCUCUAGGGUUGUGAGGGAGACAUGCCAAGAUGAACAGCUUAAGCCUGACGUGGUGGUGGACGGGGAGACCCGUGUCCCCGGGAUCAUAAAGUUGCUCUUAGGAUUUCUGUUUGGAUGUCUUUUAACAUAUAUUUUCAGAGAGUCCCUCACAUGCUCAUCAAUCAGGUUCAACAAGCGUCGAAGCAUCAACCAGGUGGGUGCUACACUUUCGGAAGUUGAAAGAAAAUCCAGUCUACCUAUAGAGAGGAGCUGAACAUCGUACUUGACAAAGUGCCUGAUGAAGAGCACCUGCCCUGACUGACAUUUCUCCCUGGUUGUUCCAUCUAUGCUCCCCCACUCAACCUACUGUCUAUCCAUACUGCCUCAAUGCCUUAUCAUCUGAUGCUGUUGAAGCCAAUCGCCCAAGAAUCUGCCAGAUCCUUUUGUUUUUGUGAUCGUUUUUUAAAGUGACUUUGAGAUUCUUAAAUGAAAUCGCUAAAUAAAAUACAUAUAUUAUUAUUAUUAUUAUUAUUAUUAUUAUUAUUAUUAUUAUUCUGUAAUGAAGAGGAUAAUACACCUGAAAUACAAAAAUGUAAUUUAUGUUGUAAUUCAUGUUUUUCUAUCACUUGAAGGUAGCCUUUCUCAAAUACUGCACUUUUGUGACUGUGAAUCAUUAUAUGAUCUAUGCGUUAUGAUUUCUACAAAUCAUUAUAUUUAUUAGGAUGUUCUCUCCUUUUUCUCAAUAUGUAAAGACAGUAUUAUUGUUUUAAGGUCUAUUCAUUGUCUACUUUCACACAACAAGAAAAUAUAGUUUGUGAGCAUAUGUUGAAUUGAUGGGAAUGUGUCCUAUGUGAUUUCUACAAAGCAUGUCUGUGGAAUGUAAAAUGUUUUACUGUACAAUACACAUCUAAACUACAAUACAUACAAAUACAAAUAAAUUGUUUUCAACUCUUGUUGAAACAGUAUCACCGGUAA